Messenger RNA from Zophobas morio, 1055 nucleotides. RefSeq lists its product as uncharacterized. NCBI's taxonomy places the organism in Eukaryota, Metazoa, Arthropoda, Insecta, Coleoptera, Tenebrionidae. The record is from RefSeq and is a predicted model, not a curated record. The transcript is spliced from 3 exons. The coding region runs from base 102 to 1055 and encodes 317 amino acids.
GUCGCUUUUGGCGACGUCAGCGGCCGCCAUCGUUGUUGACUUUUCUUUGUUUAUUUUCAUCUUAAUUUUUGGCAGUGAUUUCUCCUUAUUCUGUCUGUCAGAUGUCGUCCACUGAAAAUUCACCCUCUUCUGAGAUUAAAGACUUUCCAGUCUCUGAAUGCUGUCCUGUGUGUAUGGCUCCAGUCGAAAAAGCGAUUGCUUUUAUUUGCGAUGGGUGUGGUCGCUCUGUUCACUUUUCGUGUUUGGGGUUAUUAUCUCAAGAUAAAUCUACUUGUGAGAGGCUUCGACGGUAUUCUUCACAGAAUCCUGAGAUGCAAUCGAUUAUUCGAAACGUUAUUGCGUUGGAAAACGAGAAAACGCUAUUGGAGGUUACAAAAUUAAGAAGGGAGAUGGAAGAAUUGAAACAAUCUAAUAUAGAAUUAGUGAGGUUAUUAACCGACAAUCCAAGUAAAGCUGCAGUGAUCCAUGGUAGUAGUGCUGCAAUUCCUGUAGCUAUUGCAGACACGAUUAAACCCACUGAUACAUAUGCAAAUAAAUUGAGUUCCGCAACGCAAGCCAAAGUAAUGAUUAAACCAAAAGUUGCGCAGAAAGCUUUCCAAACACAAGAAGACCUGUUGCGGAAUGUAGAUUUAUUGAAUGAAAAUAUCUCUGUCACAAAUUCCAAAAAAGCUAAGGAUGGAGCUAUCAUCGUAGGAUGUAAUAAUAUUGAAAAUUCAAAAAAACUAAAACAACUUGCAGCAGAUAAACUAUCGACUGAUUACGAUGUUUUUGUUCUUAGAUCAGAACACCCUCGUGUUAGAAUCGUCGGAAUUCCUUCUUGUCUAAAUAAGGAGUCUUUUAUGAAUUAUUUAAAAUCCCAAAACUCUGAUUUGUUAGCAGAUGCAACUGAAUAUAGGCUUCUAAAUUUCUGGCCCCUAAAAAAGAACAAAAAAAUACUUCAGGCAACUGUUCAGCUGGAUAUACAUACAUACAAGAAAGUUAUGAAAGCUGGUGGAUUACUUGUAGGCAUAAAUAUUUGCAAAUUGUAUGAUGAUACGACGGUGAGCACCAGGUAA